AUGCAUUUGAAUAAGGUUCACUAUUUUGUUUUUAUUGCAGUGUGUCAAUGCAAUCAAACGUUGAAUCUUCUUGCACGUUCUGAAUAUUUUCGACUAGAAACCAAUGUCGAUGAUGAUCAAUUAAUUCUUACUAAUCUAUUCACUCCACCACAUAGUUUGACAUUAAUAAGAAGUAAAUUAACAGUACCAACAUUGACACUAUCACUUGUCAAAGGUUCUGUUGAUCUUACGUCAAUUGGUGUUGGUAGUCAAGCUGGUGAAUUCAAUGCUUAUAUAACCUUAGCUGAUUCAUCCGGUGGUAGCAAAACUAUUGGGCCUAUUAAAUCUAACCAAGGUGUCAUUAACCAAUGCUUCCUAAGGGUAGAUAUUAUUAAAUUGGAAUUCUUUGGUUUACCAAUUUCAACCUCAAAACAAGAUGUUUCAAUCGAUUUAAUAACAUGUGAACAUACAUUACCUUGUAAUUGCACUCCAUUAUAUGAUAUAAUGCAAGACCCAAGUUAUUUAGAACGAGUCGAAAUAAGUGAAGCAACUGAACAAUUGAAUACAUUACACGAUAUGAUAGUACGUAAUAAUAAAACUGGUUUUCAAUUUAAUCCAUCAACAACAUCACGCUAUUUUCGAAUUUAUUUUAAAAAACCAAUUCCUAUUGCACUUGUUCAAGUUUUAACACCUCGAAGCAAUGUUAAACAAAUACGCUUAUCUUACUUCGACCAUUAUAAUCAAACAAUAAAAAAUUCAGCAUUACAAGGAUGGCAAGUAAAUCAUGUCAGUCAGUUUGGACGAGAAAAUAAUUCAUUGGAUAAAUUAUGUCCAAACUUUUUAUUUCAUGGUAUUCGAGUGGAUCUUUUACAAACAGAUUCCUCAUCUUCAUUAGUUCAUAAUGCAACACUAAAAGUUCAUAUAAGAACUUGUGAUGGAACAGGUGGACGAAUACCAUUAUGUGCUGAAACAAAUAUAAUGCACCCAUACAAUUUAGAAACAUAUAAAUUUUUAUCGCUUGAAUGUUUGUCCGAUAUGGCGCAAGGUUAUGAAAAUCUUCGUGGUGAAAAGUGUCAAUCAAAGAAUCCAGAAAUUUUAAUUAAGUUUCAACAACCAAAUCGAGCAUACAUUUCAAAAAUUGAAAUUCAACGUGAAAAUAUUGAAAAUCCUGGAAAUGUUCGACAAAUUGAAGCAACAUUUCUUGAUGCUAGUAAUUCACUUAUAUUGGAUGAAAUUACUGGUGAACCAAUACGAUGGGCAUCGCCAGAAGAUGAACCAAUUGUUUCAGGUUAUUUUCCAGAUGUACGUGGUUUGAUAUUAAAGGUAUUAAAAACUGAUAAUAAUGAUAAUGUUCGAGGACUCAGAGUUAAAAUCACUGGAUGUUAUUCAGCAGCUAAAUUAGCAACUUAUAUCAUUCAGGAGCGAACAACUCGAGCACAUUUUACUACAUCGAGUUCAUGUCCAAAUCCAAUUGAUUUAAUGAUUAAUCCUACAAAUAAAAUCAAUUCUAUGACUCUAAAUGGAGAAGUUAUAUCAGAUGUUAGUUCAGUUUCAUCUUUAUCAUCUGGAUUAACUGCAAAAUCUGGAAAUACACUUCAAUCAUGGACAAUUUUUACAAAACCAAUUGAUGGCAUUACAAGUAUUGGAUUGAUUAAUUCUCCAAAUGUUAUAGGACCGAUUCAAUAUCAAUUAUAUGAUAGUUUUGAUACUUUAAUUGAAGCUAAGGGAAAUUAUGUUGGGCAAAUUGUUCCUAUUAAUGCCGAAUAUAUUGAACGAAUUGUUAUCACAACAAGUUUACCAACUAUUGAUGGUCAACCACCUAAAAAUUUAAAACUUAUUUUAAAUGGUUGUUUUAAAGAAGAACAGUUAAGAACAAAAGCUCAAAUUGAAAAUGAUCAAACUACCACUAUUCAAGCUACAACGAAAUUCGCUCAUCAACAUUUAUGUGAGGAAACAAAUAUUCUUAAACGAGAAAAUCUUAAAGAAUUUUCUUCAAAUGAUGUUAUGUCGGAUUUAUCAAAUGCAUAUGUGAAUAUGAAAGGUGUUACAUUUCCAGUUUCUCAACCAAACAUCACAAUAAAAUUUCUUUCAAACAAUAUUAUUGUUACAAAAAUGUAUGCACAAGUUGAUUAUUUAACAUACACAAGUAAUAUUCGACAAAUUUGUGUUACUCUAUAUAAUAAUAAUUCAACACAAUUAACUUAUCCAAAUGGAACACUUGUACCUCUGUUAAAAUCACCCAUGAAUAAUCCAGUUAUUGAAGGAUGGUUUGAAGGUGUUAACAGUAUUCGUGUACAUUUAUGUGAUACUAAUGAUGGCCUACCACCAAAAAGAUUUCGAUUUGCGGUUAUCGGUUGUUAUGUAUCACAUGUUACAUAUAUCUUACCACCAUCAACAGAGUUUUCUAAACAAUUAACAACAACACCUCCAUUAUUUUGUUUAAAUGAUCGUCGUGAUGCUAUGCUUAACCCAUCACUAUGGUUUGAAAAUGCAACAAUAAAUGGUUUAUCAAUACCUGCAUUUGAUGUUAUAUCAUUAUCUCAAUUUACACCAAAUUCAGGUGGCGUUACAUUUGACAGUCGUUCUCCCUUACCAACAAUUGAUUUAGUCCCACGUGGACAACGAGGUUCUUUUGCUACAUUAGGUUUUAAUUAUAAUUCAAAACAAGUAACUAAUAUUCAAUCAGGACAAAUUAUAUUAACAUUGAAAGAAGGAACAAAACAAGUUUAUUCAUUAUAUGCACCGAAUAAUCUUCUCAUAACGCCUUAUCUUAAUUAUGAUGUUACAAAAGUGACGAUGCAAAUUUUGAGUACAACAGAUGGACAACCAGCAAAAAAUGUUGAAAUUAUUGUUUAUGCUUGUGGAUCAGGAAAUGAACCUUUAAUUACACAGAGCACUACUAGAGAACCAUGUAUUCCUGUUAACUUGGUUGAUCAAUCAAUAGUAGCAUCUGUAACAUCAUCAGAAUCUUUUAUGAGUGAUCUUGCUUCAAAGAUAGUAUCAGGUUCAACUGGUGUUAGUUCAUUUACAAGUACUCAACCUGAAAUAACAUUUCUUUAUGGAACACAAUAUGUUCAAACCUUAUAUGAUAUACGGGUACCAACUGAAAAUUCAAAUGUACGUCAAAUCGAAACAACAUAUAUCGCAUUACCAGAUGGCUCAACACUUUUAACAGAUUCUAAAGGAAAUGUUAUAAGCAAUCGAUCACCAUUGAAUGAACCAACAGUAAUAAUAGAUCCAUCACGUGAAGGAAUCUAUGGAUUUAAAGUAAAAAUUUUAUCUACAAGUGAUAAUUCGAUACCGAGAAACGUUGUAGUUAUUGCUAAUGGAUGUCAAAAAUCGAGUGCAACGACAACAACAACAUCACCAAAUCCGUUUUACAAUAUUCCACGUGCUUGUCCGAAUAGUCUAAGUCUUUUAUCAGUACCUGAAUCAUAUAUUCAAUCAAUAAAAGCUAAUAAUGAACUACUUGAUAAAAGCAGAUUUCAAGAUAAUACAACAACGGGUUAUACAUUUACGUCAAAUGCAAACGAGUAUUUAAUUACUAUUGAGUUUCUUCAUCUGUUGACCGUCGAUCGUAUGGGAAUUUUACAAGGAACAAGUGGAACAAACGUUGAUGCAUUUGAUGUCAUAUUAGAUCAAUCACCAGACUAUCCGGAAUAUUCAGGUCAUGUUGGAGCAUUAAUUGUAGCCAAUGCAAGUGAUACCGAUCGAUCUGCUAGUUUAACAUAUCGUAUAAAAACCACAACUGAUGGACAACCGCCAAGAAAUGUUCUUAUAUAUAUUGAAGGAUGUGAUUCUAGUCUAGUAAGAACAAAAGCUCAAAUUGAAGAAAAAAGUUCAACAACAAAAUCAGCUGUUUGGUGUCCAAUUAAAAACAUAAUGCAACCAGAAAAUAUGGCUGAAUAUUAUUCGCCUGAUGCUUUAUCUGAUCUUUCAAAUGCAUAUGAAAAUCGAAAUGGUGUAUCAUUUCCAUUAUCUCAAACACCGACCAUUCGUGCAUAUUUUAAUGCACCUGUCAGUAUUUCAACUGUUGCUUUACAACCAACAUUUAAAACUCGUACAACAAAUAUAAUAAAAUACAGUGUAUACUAUAUAACAUUGGACAAUACACCAUAUAUUGAUCCAACAACAGGAAAAGUAUUAACAUUAACAACAUCCGAUGGAGAUUCAAGUUUAACAAUUCAACAUGACUUGAUUAAUAAUUUAAAAGGGCUUAAUUUAACUAUUCUUCAAACAAAUGGCGGAAGACCAACUUGGUUUCGUUUGAAAGUUUUGGGUUGUUAUAAGCCAAGAGUAACUUAUUUUAUACCAAUGACAACAACAGCUUCUAAAAUUCAAACAACAUCAGCAAUAACAAGAUGUGAAAAUGCAACUGAAUUAACUCAAUUGAGUAAUAUACUUUUUUCAAACGUUAUUAUUCAAAAUGAAAUACAAACACCAUCGAAUAUACCGUCACCUCUUAUUGUAAACAAAUUACCUUUUCAAAUCGAUAUUGAAUUUGCCGGUCAAGUUGAUAUUGAACAAGUUCGUUUUGUUAAUGGUGAUCAAUCGAAAUUAAGCCAAAUAGGAGUAAUUGCUGAUGUUAUGGAUGAUUAUGUUUAUAGUACAAGCCCCGCAUUGAAUGAAGUAUUAUUCUCGUCAACACUGGAAUAUGUAUCAACCUUAACUGUUAAAUUGAUUAGCACUACAGAUAACUCAUUACCGAACAAUUUAAAACUUGAAAUUCUCGGUUGUUAUUCACCACAACAUCAAUUAUCAAGCAAAGCACAAGUUGAACCGGAUGAAACAACAAUAAGUACUAAUAUAGUUGGUAGUACAAUCGCUGAAUCAAUUUGGUGUCCAAAGACAAAUAUUUUAACACGUUCUAAUAUGCAAACAUAUGCAUCACCUUCAGCACCGUUUUCUGAUUUUUCACGUGCUUACGAAAAUAUGCGCGGUGAAGAUUUAACAACAGAAGGGCCGUAUAUAAUUAAUUUAUUUUUUAAUAAUCACAUUUGUGUAUCAGAUGUACUUAUACAACGAACAGCACCUGGACGUAAAACAUCAAAUGUUGCAAAAAUUGAGGUUAGUUAUAAAACAAGUAAUAAAACUGAUUUGAAAACAUCCGAUGGAAAUACAAUUGUUUUACAAUCACCUGACGAUAAUCCAACAGUUACAGAAAAUCAACUUCGAUGUAAUAUUCAAGGAAUUGAUGUUAAAAUAUUAAAAACAACUGAUCAAAAUAAACCAUCUUCUGUUCGAUUGAUGGUAAUUGGUUGUUAUGGACCAAUUAAUACAAUGCUGCCUCCAGCUGGCGUCAUUACAACAAUGCCAACUAGUUCAGUCAUUACCACUGGCCGAACUAAAAAGACGAGUAGAACUAGAAGUGUCACUGACGUAUCAAUUUGUACAACACCAGUCGAGAUGAUCAGUUCGAACGAUUACUAUUUUUCAUCAAUAAUAUCUGAUGGAGUACAGUACGAUACACCUCCUUUUCCUAAUUCAUUCAAUAUGACAGAAUCUACAAUGACCAUUGAAUUUGAUACCAGCCAACCAGCUACUAUUACAUCAGUUUCUGUGCUCAAUCCAAAUGAAUCUCAAAUUACACAAAUGACUGUUGAAACUGAUUAUGAUACUUAUACAAGUACUAAUCUAGAAGGAUUACAAGUCAAUUUUAUCCCUAAUAUUGAAUUUAAUACUGGUCUGAUAAUCACGUUGACAACAACAGCGUCUAAUAUAAUUUUUCCAAAAACGAUACAAUUAGCUAUUCAUGGUUGUGGACAACCAUAUGAGCUCGCAACUAAAGCACAAAUACAAGAUGCUACACCAGAGCCACAUAAACCAACAACUGUUACCACAACUGGUCCUACCAAUCAAUUGCAAAGGUUAACCAGCACUAUUGUUACAAAACGAACAACUGAGGCAAGACCAUCACCGAGCACUGUUUGUGAAGAAAUUGUGGACCUUACGGAAUUUGGUGCAACUUUAUUUGAUACCGUCACGAUUGAUGAUCUGAAGUUUGGAACAGAUAGUUUGGCGAAGCCUGUGUCUCUAUCUAAACUGCCAACAACAGUGUCUAUUGUAUUCAAAAAGGAAGUUAUCAUUCAAAACGUAUCGGUCGUCAACCCAGAUGAAUCAAAGAUCAUAUCAAUCAAUGCUUUAACCGAGUAUGACUUGGAACCAAUUGAGAAUACAAAUCCAACAAACCCAGCUGUAGUUUAUAAUCCAUAUCUUGAAAACGUUGCUCAGUUGGAAAUUACUUUACUAAAAACGAAAGAUAAUUCUAUGUCGUCAAAUGUAAAGUUGGGUAUAUUUGGUUGUAGUGUACCAGUUAAAAUGAGUGCCAAGCCACCAUUGGAGCCUUCUACGACUCACAGUAGCGGUACUAUUUCGCCUUCAAUACUAACGGAAAUAACUGCUAGUGCUACUAACGUACCUGACAAAAACGUAACAACUGACAAAACUGUUAAUGGAACAACAACAACAACAACCUCAAGUGUUCCAGCACUAUGUCAAACAGAAAAUAUACUUGCUGAAGAGUUAGGUCUAGUUGAAGCUGAAUCAAUUACCGAGACAACAAAAGCAGAGACAAAGGUCGUUGGAUACAUUAUCCGAUCAAAUAACACUGGAUGGACACCAUCGUCUGCAUUUUCAUCACUCAAUAUUGAUUUUCGUUAUUCUGUGGAGAUUGGUCGAAUUCAUAUAACAGCGGAUAAUCUCAAAGAAUGGCAUUUAUACUAUCAAUCAGCAACGGAAGUAUUUCCACAUUGGAUAGCCUACAAUAAUUCAAUUGUUUUGACAAACAAUGAAAUUAUAUUUCCAAGAACUCUAAAUGCUACGAAGAUUCGUUUAACUCCAAAUGGUAACAUUGAAAAUCUUCAUCUUGAGAUUUUUGCUUGUUCACCUCUCGUAACUGAAACAACUACAACAAGUACACCAUGUACUCUAACAGAAUGGUCUGAAUGGACACCAUGUAGUCGUACAUGUGGUAUUGGAUACAAAACACGUACUCGUAAUGCAAAUUCAACGCACGACUGUCAUGAAGAACAAUUGGUUCAACAUGAAUCUUGUAUGGAUCGUCGUUGUCAAUGUUUACUCGAUGAUGCAUUUUAUGUGCGUGUAUUUCAGGGAAAACCAUCUGAUAGCAAAGAAAUUGGUUAUAUUUAUACAUAUUCAAAUGAUACUACUAAGUUACAAAAGGUUGUUUAUAUUAAUGAUACUGUUGAUCAAGGCACUAUUAUUCGCACACAAGAUAAUUGUUAUAUUGUUUAUUGUACAGCUGAUGGUUUGAAAUUAUCGGAUAAUCAAUGUAUAACAACAACAAUAUUACCAACAACAUCAACAACAAAUACUGCAGAAUGUACAAUGCAACAAUAUGAAUAUGCGCGAUUAAAAGCUAACAACGGUCAAUGUAUAUCUCGUGAAAGCUUUCCUCGAGAACGUUGUGGUGGUUAUUGUGAAUCGGAUAGUGACGAGCAAUGUAAAUGUUGUUCAAUUGGAACAACAUAUUUACAACCGGUUCUUUUUGAUUGUUUUGUUAAUGGCUCAAAAACAAACACAGAAGAGAAGACAAUAAACAUUCGACGUAUACAAUCAUGCAGUUGUAAUAUAUGUCGUGACAGUUGUUCAGUACGUCGAUAUGAUAGUGCUCCAUUACGAAUGAAUAAUAAUCAAUGUGUAUCACGUGAAAGUGUUCCUCGAGAACGAUGUAGUGGAUAUUGUGAAUCUGAUAGUAGUGAUCAAUGUACUUGUUGCUCAGUUGCAAAAACAUAUUUACAACCAAUUGUUUUUGAUUGUGUUGUUAAUGAUACGCAAAAUGUAACGGUACAAAGAACAGUAGAUAUUCGACGUAUUCAAUCAUGCAACUGCAAUGUGUGUCCCGAUGGAGUUCCACAUAAAUGA
Molecule: messenger RNA, 7863 nt
Organism: Rotaria sp. Silwood1
Lineage: Eukaryota; Metazoa; Rotifera; Eurotatoria; Philodinida; Philodinidae
Source: the annotation of a GenBank genome assembly